Ophidiomyces ophidiicola is the source of this 2679-nucleotide messenger RNA. RefSeq lists its product as uncharacterized. The transcript is spliced from 2 exons. The record is from RefSeq and is a predicted model, not a curated record. NCBI's taxonomy places the organism in Eukaryota, Fungi, Ascomycota, Eurotiomycetes, Onygenales, Onygenaceae. Gene Ontology annotation, molecular function: RNA binding. Bases 1 to 2679 code for a protein of 892 amino acids.
AUGUUGAAACCUUUCCUCAUCAAGGAUCUUUUGGAUCCGGCUCUUGAUCAGUUGUCCUAUGACCCCCACAAUGCUUCUCCAGCAGGCCGCCUUCUACCCACGCCGACCCUAGGCCACACCUACGACGGUAUAGUAGAAAUAUCCCGCAGCGAAUAUGAUGAAACAAUUCUCAAUCUACCCGAGGCUAAACUUCAUUAUUUUGAUGAAGAUGAUGGCGAGACGGUCACGGUAGGAUCAUCUCUCGAACUCGUUCAGAGACUGGACGAACCCGCAGAAAUUUCCACUCUCCCGGCAAACCUUGCUCAUGAUGGACUUGAAAGGGCUCCAAUACAUGUAUUUGAUAUUAACAAAUCAUCCUCCACCAUACUGAAAUGGAGAUCCUUUCACGCAAGAUACUCAAUGUUAGAUACCUCUGUGCACCCAUCUUCAUACUCUACUCUUCUUUCACAUCAGAGGAAAACACGCGGCAUCUGCUCGCCAUCUGAGUUGGCACACAGACCCAAACUGCAAAUCCAGACAAUUGUGCAUGAAAACUCAUCUCCAUGUGAUCUCAAAAGUACUAGCCCAUUCUAUGCUUCGAAACAGAAUUUGUUCUCUACCGACACGGAUAUUGGACUUCCGUUAACCGGCUUAUUGGAAUGGGAGGACCAGAGCCUCGAGCAUGAUAUCCAAGAACCUGGACAGUUUUUGUCACAGCAUCAUCCACAAACGUCAGCCUGCUAUCAACCUCCCUCGCUUCCCCAGCGUGCCUCGAAGUCAGAUCGAGAUGGAUACACUUUGACCGAAAGAGAGCCAAAAAGCCAAGAAUCACCUAUCGAGGAGCAAUCGCAAUCAUUUCUAGCUGCAUUUGAGGCAGAACUAUCGAAAGUAGUUAUGCCAGAUCUCUCGACCGAAACCACUAAGAAUGAAGGCGCUCGUUCUGCCCCGGCUGAGGCACCCAGUGACUCUCAAGCAGGGGUGGCAACUGAACCGGACCCUAAAGCUCACUUUGCUCCAAGAACGGCUCAGCUGGUUGGGCACACUGUACAAACCCUCUUGAGUUCUUUGGCACAGCUCACCUCCGAACUAAAGUCAAAAUUUCCGGAAAUUGAGCGUCGAUUGGCUGUUGCUCAACAGCAAGUUCCGACGCAAGUUGAAACCACAGUUCAAGACACACUUACUACCAUGACAUCGCACUUUAGUAGCCUCGCUAAAGCUGUGCAAGAUGCUGCCACCUCCACCCAAGCAGCAGCUACCCGAAGUGAACCAGCGGGGAUGCGUGCUGCUCAAGCAGAUGGACUUCGAGGUUUUGCGCUUGAACUUUCUGAGAUGAGAAAAACUUUGUUUACCGCUUUUCAGUCGGGAUUUUCAAGUAUGUCUGCUAAUGAAAGUCCUUCUGGGAAAUCGCGGGCAGUGAGUGGUGACCCAGUAGAAGCGCUAAACACCCAACUCCCCCCACAAUUACAUACUGCUGAUUCCUCUAGCCAUUAUGGCAGAAAUGAGGGUCAUAUUCUUCUUAUUCGUGGUUUGGAUUCUACAAUCACGUCAGGGAUGAUUAAGCAACUCCUGUUAGACCAUGGCUUUGUUGCAAGUGUCGCUGAAAGGCACGAGGGCAUUGCCUACAUCUACUUCCCAUCUAUAUAUGCAGCAACUGGUGCGCUUCGUGCUCUCCAGGAUACUGCUAUUGCGGGGCGGAAACUGGACGUUGAAUACAGCCAAUACAGCCCCGGCGGAGACAUUCCCUAUAAACCUUCAAUCUCAAUGCCCCACCUAACUCAGCCCAUCUCAAGAGAUGAUGAUCUUGUCGCCUCUAGUCAACCAGACCAGCCCUUAGACUCCUCAGAACAACAACAACAACACUCUAAUGUGGCAGCCGAUAGUCUCGGCGUUGAAGGCCCUAGCCGUAUGGAUGAUCGGAGCAGGAUACCGCUAGAUAUUAUGCCAGCAACUGAACACACUCAAACUUUUCACACAUCGAUAACCAGCGUGCCACGUACGCUUACGAACCUCAAAUCAAGCGGCAGGACUAUGACACCACGUGUACAAGAUGGUUCUUCGCCAAAGAAUUUUGAAAAAACGCCUACCGGCGAUGAUUUGUCCCUACAUUAUCCUCCUCUGUCGUCUUUGCUUGGCCACCCACCAUGUACCUUUGGAAAUGUAGACCGUGAUAUGCCCACUCAAACAACCGUAUCUCCAAGUCAGAUGCGCAGGCCACUAGACGCUGAUUCCCCACGACAUAUACCGCUUUCUAUUUCCCAACUACUCUCUCAAGGCCAGGCAAACUUUGCGAAAGCCAGUUCACUCCCCCCCGUUCCAGAUAAGGUACCGGGUUCCUGGCCAAAAUAUCAAGAGGAUAUUACCGAGAACAACUCCUCAUUGUCACCUUUUCCCUUAGCAACUACUAUACAAAACUCAACUAACUCUCUUGUGCAUUGCUCUACUCGAAACGAAACCUCAUCCCGACCGGACGCCUCCAGUUCAGACUGCAUAGACUUUGGUUACCUUGACAACCCUACUGAUGAAAAGAUGAAGAUUGAAGCUUGCGUGGCGGUACUCUGUGACCUAGGCUACAAUAGAGAUAGAAUGCCUAUUUCAAGGCUGAGGGUUUACGUCGAAGCUGCCAAUUACAAUGUUGGAGAGGCCAUUGAAAUGAUUGAAGAGGACAGAAAGGCUUCCGAGGAACAGUGGGCUACCAACUGA